AUGCAAUCUCAUGCAGGAUUUCUGCAGCACUUGGACAAAAUCAAAUCUGCUCAUACCAAAACAGCACGCAAAACAGUCAUGCAACAUUAUGGGAUCAAUGCACAACCAAUCUUUUUGCACCUCAAAUCUAUUGACCUAUCUUCUUGUGCACCCUACAACAUCAUGCAUCUAUUUUUCGAAAAUCUUGUUCCCAAUCUCAUCUUGUUCUGGACUGGUCAAUUUAAAGGGCUGGAUCAAGGCAAUGGAAGGUUCAAAAUUCCUCCCAAGCUCUGGGUCAUUAUUGGACUUGAGACUGCCAAAGCCCUUUGUCUGAUCCCUGCGGACUUUGUUGGCGCGCUUCCAGAUAUUGCGCAAGAUGGGCACCUUUACAAAGCCAAGGCAUAUUCAUUUUGGAUACAAUACGUAGCCCCAAUUGUACUGAAGGGGCGACUCUGCAAUCCAUACUAUAAGCACAUGCUUCUACUCCAAGAGAUUAUUAUACUCUGUCUGGAGAUGGAAAUCACGCACAACCAGAUCAAUGAGCUGGAGAACAUGAUCAAGACAUGGGUUUCCCAAUACAAGAAAGUUACAGGCCCAACAAUUAUCCUUGGUAUCCCAAUCAGGAAAAAUGUUCAAUACACCACGCAACUCCAAAACCAGCUCACCAAAUACUUUGGCCCAGUAUACCCCAAGUUGAGUGCUGAGGAGCUGAAAAACGGAAUCAAUCAUGAUUCCGUUGUCCGCUACGGACGUUUUUGCAUGGCUGAUGAUGGGGAUUGUAUACAAACAUCUGCCUUGAUUCCAGCCAAAGAUACAAUAGCGCGUGACAAUUCAUUUGUAAGGUAUUCAUUAUUUCCCAAUGCAAAUGCUGCGUUCCACAAUUGCCGAGAUGUCCCAGUUCAAGAAGUACUUUAUGGGCAAGUACACAAUAUAUAUUUUGUCAUCUUUGUAGAACCACAAAAGAAAAAGAACAAUUCAGGGAACGGCAAGGACAAAGACAAAGACAAAGACAAAGACAAAGAUAAAGACAAAGACAAAGACGGGGAUUUUGAUGAAUGCCAACAAAAAAGAAAACCAUACCUGUUGGCAUUCAUUGAGCCUUGUGACACUGGAGGCCUUGAUGCAACUAAACCAGAAACUCCUGUAGUUAAAUAUUGGCGCAUGCUGACCCCCCACAUGGUCCACAUCCAUACAAUUGAGGCGGUUGUUGGGCGAGUUCCUCAGGGGGACUCCUGGGCCAUUAUUGAUUGUAGUCGUAAUGGGGCUUGCACAGUGUUUGUUGACAAGGAUUGA
Messenger RNA from Rhizoctonia solani, 1272 nucleotides. RefSeq lists its product as uncharacterized. The coding region runs from base 1 to 1272 and encodes 423 amino acids. NCBI's taxonomy places the organism in Eukaryota, Fungi, Basidiomycota, Agaricomycetes, Cantharellales, Ceratobasidiaceae. The transcript is spliced from 5 exons. The record is from RefSeq and is a predicted model, not a curated record.